AUGGCCUCACAACGAGAAGCUCCUCUCUACUCAAGAUCAAAAGGAAAACACAAAAAGGGACUAUACAGCUUGAAAGCUAAAUCAUCAAUGAAGGAUACUGCGAUCAUGCUUCUGGCGACCUUCUCCGGCUGGAUCGUUGGGUGGAUACAGCUACGGCAGCAGAACUUGGAGGCAACUCUGUUUCAGACUCAUCCCAAAACUAUGAGUGUUGCGGUGUACUCUUUGGUAGUUACAUGGUUUCUUUAUGGUUUUAAGCUAAGAUUUCCAACACUCUAUGAAGCUUAUCUGGUUACUGUUCCUGUUGGGGUGGAUUUCUUUGGAUCACUAUCCAUGGUGAGUGCCCUCUCGUUUCUACUUUCCGACACUGUUCGACCACUCCUGUAUUUCUUGGACCUUCUUAUGCCUGCGGCCAAUAUAAUCUCUUUGAUUUUCCAAAAACUUGAGGCAAGGUUUGGUGAAACAGAGUUUUGGAUUAGAAAUGUUCAUCCUGUUCUAUUGAAGCUGAAAAGGAUGGUGAACAGGGCACGGCGAAUGCGGCCCAUCCUUCCUCUGUGAUUCUUCUACCAAAUUGAAACCCAUUGCUAGUCGUCAGUUAAAAGCUUAGCCAUCCGAGGUGGUCUCUCUGAACAUA
This is a messenger RNA of Lycium ferocissimum, 631 nucleotides long. RefSeq lists its product as uncharacterized. The transcript has 2 exons. NCBI's taxonomy places the organism in Eukaryota, Viridiplantae, Streptophyta, Magnoliopsida, Solanales, Solanaceae. The record is from RefSeq and is a predicted model, not a curated record. The coding region runs from base 1 to 555 and encodes 184 amino acids.